AUGGGCGACCUCCGUGUUGUCACGCAGUUGAUUGAAACUCUUGACCCAGAAGAUAGCACUGGAUCCAUCCAACGUGUGCAAGAGUCGUACAACGUAUGGCGAGGAAGGGAUUCAAAUGAUAACAUUAUGGCCCUGGAAGAGCGUCUCCGUGAGAACCGCAUGAAUGUGCCGACUCAGGUGGAUGUGAAAGCGCUCACGGAGGAAAGUAUUUUCGACAUGCUUGACAACCUUCCGACAGAAAGCGAAGGGCUGGAAGACAAUGAACCUACGCUUAACCACGUUCCCUCGUACCUGCCUGAUGCUCUAAUUCCCAUGUAUGAUCAGGCCGUGGCAUGGCUCGUCAAUAUGCUGGUAAGGCUCGAUAUGAUCAAACCAUCGCAAGCACGCUCAUCUGCGUGGGCAUCUGCAGGGCUCGAUGCAGCUGAAGAGAAGCACAGAGAAAGCAAAGAAGAAGUUGAUCGGAUCCAUGAGGAGAUCGAAUCGUUAGAACGAUCUUUGAGUGAGCGCACCGAUAAGUACGGGCGCGAGGACGAGUUUUUCGCGAUUCAAGACAAGUGUGUCACAAAAGACAUGGGCGCUUACACUUACGAACUUUGCUUCGGUGGAAAAGCUAGUCAAAUCUCCAAUAACGAUGGCUUCCGAUUCAAUCUCGGCUCCUUCCAGCGCUUUGAUGUGGACAAGAAAUAUAAUGAGACAGAUGAUCGUCAUUACUUGUCAAUGCUGUAUGCCAAUGGCCAAAUGUGCUGGAAUGGACCACCGCGAAGCUCGCGAAUAACGCUGGAGUGCGGUGACGAUGAUGCCCUUUUGCAUGUGUUCGAAGCAGAAAAAUGCACGUACUCUAUGCGCGCUCAAACGCCGGCCGUGUGUUUCCCACGUGCCACAGCCGAUGACGACGAGUCCUUCAACCACGAAUACUUUGUGCAUGAUGAGCUGUAA
Molecule: messenger RNA, 936 nt
Organism: Malassezia globosa CBS 7966
Lineage: Eukaryota; Fungi; Basidiomycota; Malasseziomycetes; Malasseziales; Malasseziaceae
Exons: 1
Coding region: 1-936 (311 amino acids)
Biological process (GO): N-glycan processing
Cellular component (GO): glucosidase II complex
Source: RefSeq, a predicted model, not a curated record